Paralichthys olivaceus (Japanese flounder) is the source of this 2021-nucleotide messenger RNA. RefSeq names its product nuclear envelope integral membrane protein 1 (gene nemp1). Lineage: Eukaryota; Metazoa; Chordata; Actinopteri; Pleuronectiformes; Paralichthyidae. The record is from RefSeq and is a predicted model, not a curated record. Gene Ontology annotation, cellular component: nuclear envelope.
GUCGUGUGUGUGUGAUUGGCUGCGCGGUGCGUCACUCUGCGCGGAGAGGCGGAAGAGGCGGGUCGUGGGGCUCUCAUCAUGGCGGGACACAUGAAAAUGACAAACGGCUCCGGCUCGACCCGCGGGACGUUCCUGGUUCUCGUGGCGCUGCUCCUCGGUUUCCCUCCGGACUCGCACCAGGACUCAGGUAAUGAAAGUCCAGUAAUUGAUCUGCAUGAUGGAGAAGAGUACAUCCUGUCGGGGUCCAAUCGGUUCUGUUACCAAAACUCCAUCGUGCCCACCUGGCGGCAAACAUGGACCAGAAUUCAGGUCAAAGUGUGGAGCUCCAACGUGUUCAAGUUGGUAAUCGUGGAAGGUGAGGAGGAGCUGCAGGAGUUGGAGCGCUUCAGUGUCUGGAGCUGGUUUCAGAGCUUGUUACGUGAGCGGCACAAUGAAACCACCAUUAACAUCGGCCUAUUCAGCAAGAAGACGUGCUUCAAGAUCGACCCCAGUGCAAAAGCCAAGUACACUGUCAAGCCCCUGCGCAAGUUUGAUAUCUAUCUGUUUUUGGUUUUCCUCUCUGGGGCGUUGCUGUUGAUCUUUGCAGAUUCACUCAGCAGGAGUCAAGUUUUCUUCUACUCUGCUGGUAUGAGCACAGGCAUGAUCGCCUCUCUCAUCAUCCUCUUCUUCAUUCUGGCUCGCUUUUUGCCAAAGAAAAGCCCUUUUUAUUUGUUGAUUGUCGGUGGCUGGUCAUUCUCUGUGUACGCCAUUCAGCUCGUCUGCAGGAACCUCAGCAUAAUUCUACGAGAACACUGGCACAUGGCUUUAGGUUACGUCGGAGUGGUGGGAUUCAUCAGUUUUGCCGUGUGUUACCGUUACGGCCCCCUGGUGGAUGAGAAGAACAUCAACAUCUUGUCGUGGACACUGCAGCUGUUCGGCCUACUCCUGAUUUACUUAGGAAUUCAAAUACAGCAAGUUGCAUUCGCUAUCAUGGUGGCAGCUUUGCUCUCCAAAAAUCUGGAGUACCCAGUCUUUAUGGCAGUUACUGCAUGGAGGAAAAUCAGACGGUUGACUGGUCGCUGGAAGCCGAAGCCACGUCGCCUGUUGACUGAGGAGGAGUAUCAGAAGGAGGCGGAGGAAGAGACUCGACGAGCACUGGAUGAGCUGAGGAAGAUCUGUCACAGCCCAGAGUUCAGCCCCUGGAGAGCAGUGUCGAGGCUUCAGUCCCCAAAAAGGUUUGCUGAUUUUAUUGAGGGGUCACCUCACUUGAUGUCGAAUGAGGUGUCUGUCCACGCUCAGGAAUACGGCUUUGGUGGAUCAUUUUUCGAGGAUGAAUUCUUUGACACUGACGACGACGAGGAAGAAGAAGAAGAAGAACUGAAGCCUCUGAUGGUACCAGAGUGAGACGAGGAGCAAGUACUGUGUUGGAUUUGUUUUUGAAAAUUAAAACAAUUACUGCAUCGCUGCCUUUCAGAGAGGUGCUUGGACAAAUGGCUCCCUGCAGCUUCUUUGCAAACGUCCAUGUAAAUGUGCUGUGGUGGAUGGUUUUAAAACCCCGGAUCAUCACUUCAGUCACAGGUGACAACUUGACCGACACUCCCGGGCAGAACAGUCUGGUCAUUAUCAGCAUGUGUCUGUCUCAUAGUUUCAAAAACUGCACUAAAGCCAUCUCUUCUUUUUAAGGGAACAAAGGCUCAUGUCAAAAUUGAGUUUACUGAAAAGCUGAAACUCUGAUCGAGGCUCUUUGGAAGUCAAAGUGAAUUUUUACUGGGUGCUGGUAGUUUUGAACUGUGCGUUCUUUUAGUCAUAGUUUAGAAAAGGUUUUUAGUUUUCAAAGCUGCAGUAGGAGAGUCGAGAUAACGUGCGUACAUCACUGUGCUUAGUUCACUCGUCUCUGAACAGUGGUGGUUGUUGUUCCAGAUGUUUUCUUCAGGGAGGAACCGCUUGUUCCUGUUUUGUGUUUCACAUGUUCAUUUUAAUGGACUAAUCAGCCGAGGUUUUCCAAAGUAUUUUGAAUUAAAAAAAGAAAAAUUGCACACUGA